GCAGGUAACUUGUAUUUGCUUGUAGUACAUGGUAUGGAAAUGUUACAGUUGUAACCUUUUGUUUUGGUGUACAAUCUUGGUUUGCACUUUUCAUGCCUUAUGUAUACACUCAUACUCACACUGUCACAGUCGCACUUACCCUAGGACAUCUAGCGAUCUUAUGAUACCUCACUGUUUUCCACCUUUAGUCCCCACCCGCACACACUCUCUUCUCUUUUGAGGGAUGGGGUACUUAUAUAUUAGGCAUACUCAUAGGCGCUUUCUGUAUCUAUCCUUUUUAGCAUCUUUUUUGACCAUUUCUUAACUUAUUCUUCCACUUCCACUAACAUCCCCGAGAAAGAAAAAAGGGUUGGCGAGGAGGAACUAACAAAUUUGUCAACCAUUUUCAUUUGUUUUCUACUUCUACCUGGACAAGUAUCUAUGUCUAGAAUUUGGUCCUUGCUUUCCACUUGUUGGAAUUUGACUUCUUUAGAGAUUUCUUUUUCCUCUAGUUUGAAAAAGCUUUUUUUCAAUUUGGUCUUAACGUUUCUCCUUGUUGCCAUGUUUUGACAGGCUGAUUUGUUGGAGCACUUCACAUGAUUUCUUACCUCUUGCCAUGUCUUACUUCUUUAACCAUGCUGUACUAUUAUGAUAUUUGCAGAGAGAUGAGGAGUUGAGUCAAUUCCUCAUGUGUUGGAGCAGCUAAUUAGGUGCCAUAUGGAUAUUAAUAAUGCCGAACAUUUGUCUUUUGUCAUAGCUGCCUAGCAUAUGAUUUCAAACUUAUUGAAUUAUGCUGUUGGAUUUUCUUGACGACUGAUCACUAACAGUUUGUGUUGUGUUUUUUUCCUCGACUGACAUUCACUACUUAUCGAUUUCUGUUUUCUUUGCUACACUAGUUUUCUCUCUUAGUUUUUAACACUAAUAUAACUAUGAGAUAACAUUCAGACAGCAGCCUGAUGCUUGCCUUUGCUAUUUCUCUCCAGAAGGUGCAUCUUCAAGAUGUGAAGGUCCUCAGGGAAAAGAUUCUUGUAGUGCAAUGGGCAAUCCUGUUUUGGGCUGAGUGUUGAGAAAUUUUCUUAUCCUCAUAUAUACUUGUAUUAAAUUUAACCUUGUCGGCUUUACGUGGUUAUUCUUUAGAACUAGGUUUCAGCACCAAGAGAGGUAAUUCAGCUCAUCAAAACUAGGUAAGAAGAAAAGCCUAGGGAGUAAGAAGAGAGAAUAUUAAAUGCUUACUGUUUGAUAUGAAGAUACCUCUGUCAUAUUUUUGAGACUUUUUUGUCUUUACCGUUCUAAAAAUUAAAGCAUAUAUGCCUUUCACUAAAGGGUCUUUAUUGAAGUUGAGAUUCUUAAAAAUGGUGGUUUUGGGGGAUUUUCCUUAUUAAUAUGAACAUAAUCAAACUCGGGAUUUUUCGGAAGUAAUUUUUCUUUGUAUUGUGCAAGAAUAGCAGAUGAUGAAUGCAUAUUCAAUAUGUCAACAUAUAGGUAAAGAUUUAUUAGGAAGUUUCAUUAUUUGAUUAAGUUGACAAUGACAAGGUCAGUGAUAUGAACAGAUGAAUAACUUUUUAUUUUCUUAAAGAAAUUUCUUGCUCAAGUAUCAUAAUGUACAAGAUGUGAUUUAUACAAAUUUUGUUAACUUCUUAUUUGUGUGUAACAAAGUGGAGAAAAGGAAUAAGGAGAACCUACACAGAUGGGGCGUGUUGAAAAUAUAAAAAAUUGUUAUACGGAGUAGGUCAGGAGAGUUGAGUAUGCUAUAAUGCAUAUUACAAAGCUAUUCAUUACUUCAUAAACUAACGAAAUAUUGGAGAUAAUAUUUUAGAUGAUCACUCGAUUUAGACGUGUGGACAAUGAAAGUAUUUGUAUCGCAAAAUUUGCUGCAACGUACAAAUCUAUUUUAUUAUAGGUGAAUGAAGAAGGAUUUUAAAAAGGGGAAAUAAUUCAUUUUCAUAUAGUCGAAAAUAUUGAAGAUUUCAAACAUUGGAAAAUGUUUUUUUGAGGUUAAAUAGAAAAUUGCUUUAACUAUAUCAACAACGACUCCGUGGCCCAAUGGAUAAGGCGCUGGUCUACGAAACCAGAGAUUCUGGGUUCGAUCCCCAGCGGAGUCGCAUAUCAUUUUUGUUUUUGCCAUUUCUCUCUAUUUGCUAUCGUAAUUCGUAGCCAUUAUUAUAAUCGUUAGUCACAAUCGUACCUACUAUAAAUCAUCGUUAUAUAUCCAAUAUCACCAAUCAACGUCAUAAACUAUUACUAUUACACAUUACAAUUAUGACCCGUCAAGCUGUCACCAUCAAUCACUACUGUCAACCAUCAUCACUAUUCUAGCUAAACAUCACUAGCCAACAUCCAUCCUCAAUCAACACCCUCAUCAACCACCAUUAUCAUCUCCAAACGCCAUACAACUUGAUAAAAAUAUUCAAUUAUAUAUUUAAAAACUUCUAAAUAAAAACAAAUUUUAUACAUUCAGAUAUUAAGAAAACACACGUAUAAAUAGUCUUUCCUCUUAUAUCGGAUUCAAAAAAUACAUAUAUUACAAGAAUGAGUAAGAUUGAAAUCACAAAUCAUAAAUAAAAAAAAAUAUGGAAAGUCUAAAAAUUCCAGAAUUGGUUCCUUCUGCAGCUGAGGAUUCUCAACAACUAAGAAAAGCUUUUGUAGGAUGGGGAACAGAUGAAGAGUGUAUUAUUCGGAUCUUAGGUCAUCGAAAUGCAGCUCAACGAAAGCUAAUCAGAGAAACUUACGAAGCAGCUUAUGAAAAAGAUCUUCUCCAGGACUUGGCAGGAGAAAUAUCAGGUGACUUUCAGCGUGUAGUGCAUUUGUGGACUAUGGCUCCAGCUGAACGCGAUGCAUGUUUGGUUAACGAGGCUAUCAAACAUCUACCCGGUAGCAACUGCAUUAUCAUGGAAAUCGCGUGUGCUAGGUCUUCUGUUGAUCUGUUUAAAGUGAGGCAGAACUACCAAGCUCGUUACAAGAAAUCGCUUGAGGAAGAUGUUGCUGAUCACUCAACAGGGGAUUUUCGUAAGCUUUUGGUUUCUCUUGUAACUGCGUUAAGAUAUGAAGGAGAAGAAGUGAAUAUGGACUUAGCAAGUGAUGAAGCAAAGAUACUACACGAGAAGAUCUCUGAUAAGGCUUAUAGUGAUGAUGAGCUCAUCAGAAUUCUAUCGAUUCGGAGUAAAACACAGCUCAAUGCAACAUUUAAUCAGUACAAUGAUAAAUUUGGUAAUGCAAUCAACAAGGAUUUGAGAGCCAAUCCUAAGGAUCAAUACUUGACCUUACUGAGAUCAGCAAUAAAGUGUUUGAUGGAACCUGAGAAGUACUUUGAGAAAGUUCUUCGAUUAGCAAUGAAGGGGAUUGGCACAGAUGAAGAGUCUCUUACUAGAGUUGUUGCUACUCGAGCUGAAGUCGAUAUGGAACUCAUCAAAGAGAAGUACUACAAGAGGAACAGUGUGACUCUGGAGAGUGCAAUUUCUGAUGACACUUCAGGAGACUAUGGAAAAAUGCUUUUAGCCUUAAUUGGCCAUGGAAAUCUUUGAAUUAUGUUGUAGGAUAUCAGAUGCGUUUCCUAAAUUCUGCAGUUUUUAUGUCCCAUAAGAGUUAGCUUCUGGUGACUAAACACACCAUUUUAUUUGUCACAUUUUUACUUUAACACGUCCCUUAAGAAACUGUCUUUUUGACUUUCAUAUUUAUUCUCUUUAAUCAUUCAAAA
Solanum lycopersicum (tomato) is the source of this 3673-nucleotide messenger RNA. The record is from RefSeq and is a predicted model, not a curated record. NCBI's taxonomy places the organism in Eukaryota, Viridiplantae, Streptophyta, Magnoliopsida, Solanales, Solanaceae.